Ctenocephalides felis (cat flea) is the source of this 695-nucleotide messenger RNA. RefSeq lists its product as uncharacterized. The record is from RefSeq and is a predicted model, not a curated record. The transcript has 2 exons. The coding region runs from base 171 to 695 and encodes 174 amino acids. Lineage: Eukaryota; Metazoa; Arthropoda; Insecta; Siphonaptera; Pulicidae.
UCGAAAAAUUUGGAGGGGCACUUAGCAAAAUAAUUGUCGACUCUCUACCACCACGUAGUUCCAGCCCAAAACCCUUCCCAGAGAAAAAAUCCUCAGAAUAUGCAAGCCAGCAAUUUGAUGAAAGGCAGUACUUGUUUUGGGCCGAUGAAUUCGACAACAAUAUUGGCCCGAUGGCCACAAAUGGAGACGUUAUAGCAAGUGCAACAACGCCUACAUGGUUUCCACGAUACACAUGCUUAAGCAGAGCUAAAGAAACAACCAGAGACAAGCGCCCAAAACCAAUUUUAACAGCAGAAAAACCUCCAGUAGUAAAAGCUCAGGCAGCGGUUGAAACGCCUACCAAGACAUCAUUUUUAUCCCGUUUGCAAAGAGUAGUCAGUCCAAAAGCUAAAGUAUCGCCGGUCCAGGCUUCACCAGUAAGAGCCACACCAGCUCGAGCUACACCAACGAAUGUUCAAAAUCUAUCCCAAGAGAGAAAAAUCGACUAUUUUGACAGAAGAUUAUCUUCUGCUUUUCGCAGCUUGAAAUUGACGACGGCCAAACCGAAAGAACAGCCUGCGAUGGCCAAGCAGAAAGAUGUAACUGUUAGUCAAAAAUUAUCAAGUCCCAAUAGGAUUGCAGACAGAAGAAUCUCGUUGCAACCCCAACAAUUCACGGCAUACAUAAUAUUUAUUCAACUACUUCAACUAAACUGA